AUUUAAGAUUUUUUUUUCCUCCUGAAUUAUGAAUAAUAAUAGUUAGAAUGAUGCUUAUAUAACAAAUGGUAUUCAUACACAACAUGUUUGGCUGGUUCCCUUAAUGAGAAAAAAAAAUAUGGGAAUCAAAAUCAUCUCAUAAUUGUAUAGUCAAAUUGAUUACGGAAUAGUUUGUAGUUGUCAAUUUUACAAUUAGAUUAAUGACGUUUGAUCAGUUAGUUGUUCACGAUAUCGUCCCAAAGAUUGGUCUACAAAGGAGUCGGUUUAAUAGAUUGCUAUCUUGAAACUUCUUAUUCGAAGAAUUUAGAUCGUUGAUUACAAGUUUGUGAUUCUAAUCAAUCCCUUUUAUUGAAUUGGCCCAAAGUUGGAAAAGGAAAAUGGUUAAGACUUAAGAGUGCUUCAUUCCACUGAUAACAUUUACAUAUUGCCACGAUAGAAUUUACAAUCCCUGUACAGGACCGAGUUAAUGUCUGCCUAUUUCUUGGUUCUUAGCACUUUCAGUUUGGACUCCUCCUCACAGUAUGACGGAUGUUAUGCGACUAUUUUAGUAAUGGUGCAAUCUCAUUACUUUAUAAGUUGCAGAUAACGUGAAUUUGACUUUCAGCUCCAUGGUCGGAGAACUAAAAGUCUUAAACCUAAUAUUGAUUCACUUUUAAACCUAAUGUUGACUCUUGCAAAUAUGCAGGAGUGCUAUUGUUGAGAGAUGCAUCCAGUGGGCAGCUAGUUUAUUGAUAUAUUCAAGCAUUUUAAAUUUUCAAUAGUUCAAAACCAUCUGUUCUAUAGGCAUUUUUUAAGUUUUGUAUUGUGUUUCAAUACAGAUAUUCAUAUUUGAUAGUCGGUCGUGCAAUUUACGCAUGAUAAGUAUUCUACAGUGAGUUAUUCUAAUUUACUUUCUUAUUCUGCGGCUCCUGGCAUCGAUGCCAAUUGUUGGGACGUGUACUAAAUGCCUGAAGUAUUGCAAUUUGAACAUGUUCAUUACAGAGUUUAUCUGGAAUUUCCGAAAGUUGAGGUUCGAUUUCAGAAUCUGAAGGUGGAUGCAUCAGUCCAUGUUGGAAGCAGAGCACUGCCAACCAUCUCUAAUUUUGUUUUUGAUAUGACUGAGAGUUUCUUGAGAUGGCUCAGGAUUUUCCCUGGUAGAAGAGUGAACUUAUCUAUAUUACACAACAUCAGUGGAAUCAUUCGUCCUUCAAGGUUGACUCUCCUUUUGGGCCCCCCAAGCUCUGGAAAGACCACAUUUCUUUUGGCUCUUGCAAACUGCCUUAGUCCUAGCUUGCAGAUGUCAGGGAAAAUUACGUAUAAUGGAUACAAUCUGAAGGAGUUUACACCUCAGAGGACUUCAGCAUAUGUUAGCCAACAGGAUUGGCACAUUGCAGAGAUGACAGUGAGGGAGGUCCUUGAAUUCUCAGGGCGAUGUCAGGGUGCUGGAUUUAAGAGUGAAAUACUUAGGGAACUUCUGAAGAGAGAGAGAAAUGCUGGAAUAACCCCGGAUGAAGAUCUAGAUAUGUUCAUCAAGGCAGUGGCACUAGGGGAGAAGACAAGUUUUCUUGUGGAGUAUAUCAUAAAGAUAUUAGGAUUGGAUAUUUGUGCCGAUACAUUGGUGGGAGAUGAAAUGCUAAAAGGGAUCUCUGGGGGCCAAAAAAAGCGACUUACCACCGCUGAACUACUCGUGGGUGCAUCUAGUGUCCUUUUCAUGGAUGAGAUAUCCACUGGACUAGAUAGUUCAACAACUCAUCAAAUUAUCAAAUAUCUAAGGCACAAAACGCAUGCUUUUGAUUGUACAACACUAGUAUCGCUCUUGCAACCGGAUCCUGAAACUUAUGAGAUGUUUGAUGACAUAAUUCUUUUAAGCGAGGGACAAAUUGUGUAUCAGGGACCACGUGAAGCUGCAAUUGAAUUUUUUGCUUUUAUGGGUUUCAGGUGUCCAUAUAGAAAAAAUGUCGCUGACUUUCUACAGGAGGUUACAUCUGAAAAAGAUCAACAGCAGUAUUGGUUCCUCGACAAUCCUUACAGAUAUGUACCUGUUGAAAAGUUUGUAGAAGGUUUUCAAUUAUUUCGUGUAGGUAAUUCUUUGACCCAGGAGUUGGCCAUUCCAUAUGACAAACGUUGCAACCAUCCUGCCGCUCUAUGGACUAGUACUUAUGGUGUGACAAGGGCCAGGCUUCUGAGGGUUAGUUUCUCUUGGCAGAUGCUACUACUGAAGCGGAAUUCUUCUGUAUUUAUUUUCAAAUUUAUACAGCUUCUUCUAAUUAUUUUGAUCAUAAUAAGUGUAUUCUUCCGAACAACAAUGCAUCACGAUACACUUGAUGAUGGAGGUGUGUACCUUGGUGCACUUUACUUUGCAUUAGUUAUGAUUCUUUUCAAUGGAUUCAUGGAGGUCCCGAUGUUGAUAGCCAAGCUUCCCGUUCUUUACAAGCACAGAGACCUGUACUUCUAUCCCUGUUGGAUAUACACUCUUCCCUCUUGGAUUUUGAGUAUUCUCCCUUCACUCGUAGAAUCCUUUUUAUGGGUAGCUGUCACAUAUUAUGUUAUCGGCUUUGAUCCCCAAAUAAUGAGAUGCUUAAAGCUAUUCCUUUUAUACUUCUCUUUGCACCAGAUGUCAGUAGCCCUUUUCCGCGUGAUGGCAUCAUUAGGCCGAAAUAUGAUAGUUGCCAACACAUUUGGAUCUUUUGCAUUGCUUGUUGUCAUGGCUCUAGGAGGUUUUAUUCUUUCAAGAGAUAGCAUCCCAGUAUGGUGGAUUUGGGGUUAUUGGUUUUCCCCUUUGAUGUACGCCCAAAAUGCGGCUUCUGUGAAUGAAUUUCUCGGCCACUCCUGGGAUAAGAAAGCAGGGAACAACAGUACUUUGACUUUGGGAGAGACAUUACUCAAGAUUCGUGGCUUAUUUCCUGAUAGCUAUUGGUAUUGGAUUGGUGUUGGAGCAUUACUUGGAUACACUCUGCUAUUGAAUAUUCUCUUCACAUUAGCUCUGACUUACCUAAACCCCCUAGGGAGUCAGCAAGCUGUUGUUUCCAAAGAAGAUUCCAAAGACAAAAAGGGACAAGAGAGUGAAUCGUCCAUAAUUUCUCUCAGAGACUUUCUUCAACAUUCACACUCGUAUAGCGGAAAGAACGUUAACAAACAAAGAGGCAUGGUUCUUCCUUUUGAACCUCUUUCAAUGUGCUUUAGCGACAUCAGCUACUACAUAGAUGUUCCUCUGGAACUGAAGGGACAGGGCUUACCAGAAGAGAGGUUACGGCUACUGGUAAAUAUUACUGGAGCAUUCAGGCCAGGUGUACUUACAGCAUUAAUUGGAGUUAGUGGUGCUGGCAAAACUACACUCAUGGAUGUUUUAGCUGGUAGGAAAACUGGUGGAUAUAUCGAAGGCAGUAUCUAUAUUUCGGGAUAUCCCAAAAGGCAAGAAACAUUUGCAAGAAUUUCUGGAUAUUGUGAGCAGAACGAUGUUCAUUCCCCGUGUCUGACUGUGUAUGAAUCACUUCUCUUUUCUGCUUGUCUCCGGUUAUCGUCUCAGUGUGACAUCAGAACACAAAGGGCUUUUGUAGAUGAGAUCAUGGAACUGGUUGAACUAACUCCACUACAUGGAGCAUUAAUUGGUGUACCAGCAGUUAAUGGUUUGUCAGUUGAACAAAGGAAAAGGCUGACAAUUGCAGUUGAGCUUGUGGCCAAUCCUUCUAUUGUGUUCAUGGAUGAACCAACUUCAGGACUCGAUGCCAGGGCUGCUGCUGUUGUUAUGAGAACAGUAAGGAAUAUUGUUGACACUGGACGGACAAUUGUUUGCACUAUUCACCAGCCCAGCAUUGACAUUUUCGAAUCUUUUGAUGAGCUUUUACUCAUGAAACAAGGUGGACAGCUCAUUUAUGCUGGUCCAUUGGGAAACAGAUCUUCUAAACUCAUUCACUAUUUUGAGUCUAUUCAAGGAGUUCAAAAAAUCAGACCGGGAUAUAAUCCGGCCACCUGGAUUCUAGAAGUCACAUCAACAGCAGAAGAAGUUCGCCUUGGUUUGGAUUUCGCACAAAUUUAUCUCCAAUCAAAUUUAUUCCGGAAAAAUAAAGAUCUGGUCAAAAGGUUAAGCAAACCAGAUAAGGAUAAUGAUUUAAGCUUCCCAAGCAGAUACUCACUGUCAUUUUUUGGUCAAUUUCUGACGUGCCUUUGGAAACAAAACUUAUCCUACUGGCGAAACCCACAAUACACUGCUGUGCGCUUCUUCUACACUGUUAUAAUUUCACUGAUGUUUGGAACAAUAUGCUGGAAAUUUGGUUCCAAAAGGGAAAUUCAGCAGGAUAUAUAUAAUGCUAUGGGAUCCAUGUAUGCAGCUGUCUUAUUCAUUGGGAUCACAAAUGCUACUUCUGUGCAGCCGGUUGUUUACGUUGAAAGGUCUGUUUCGUAUAGAGAGAGAGCAGCAGGAAUGUAUUCCGCACUUCCGUUUGCCUUUGCACAGGUUAUAGUUGAGUUCCCAUAUGUAUUUGUGCAGUCACUUAUAUACAGCACUAUCUUCUACUUCAUGGCCUCUUUCGAGUGGAAUAAAUGGAAGUUUCUUUGGUACAUAUAUUUCAUGUAUUUCACAUUACUUUACUUCACCUUCUUUGGAAUGAUGACUACUUCUAUCACACCGAAUCACAAUAUUGCUGCAAUCCUCGCUGCGCCAUUCUAUAUGAUGUGGAACCUUUUCAGCGGCUUCAUGAUUUCCCGCAUGAGGAUUCCCACAUGGUGGAGAUGGUAUUACUGGGCAAAUCCUAUAGCUUGGAGUUUAUACGGGCUUCUCACAUCCCAGUACGGAGACAUAGACGAAUCAGUAAAACUUGCUGAUGGCGUUCACUCAGUGCCAGUAAAGCAAUUGCUCGAAGAUCAGUUCGGGUUUAGACAUGAUUUCUUGGGUAUUGCUGGUAUUGCUGUGGUUGGUUUCUGCAUAAUGUUUGCAGUCACUUUUGCAUUUGCAAUCAAAUUCUUAAACUUUCAGAGAAGGUGAAGGGAAAGGAUGAAAUUCACUUUCAAAUUUGGGUUAUGUAGAUGUAGGAUAUCCAGUAAGGUGGAGUUGAAGAUAUUGGUUCAUAAUCCUACCUCGUCUAGUAUUGAUGUCUUGUUCCAAUUUUGUUCAAAGGCAUAAAGAGAAGAAAAGGUUUCACUUUAAUGUUACUUUUUGGGAUAAUCAAUCAUUACAACAAUUGUUCUUACUAAUUUAAUCUUCAAGUGUUUGCUUAGAUUAACAUUCGAGAUGAGUUAUGAAUUGUAAUUGAAUGAAAGUGAUGGUUUUCCAGAA
Messenger RNA from Olea europaea var. sylvestris, 5251 nucleotides. Its product is annotated as ABC transporter G family member 32-like. Lineage: Eukaryota; Viridiplantae; Streptophyta; Magnoliopsida; Lamiales; Oleaceae. Gene Ontology annotation, cellular component: membrane. Bases 944 to 4960 code for a protein of 1338 amino acids. The transcript is spliced from 23 exons. The record is from RefSeq and is a predicted model, not a curated record. Gene Ontology annotation, molecular function: ABC-type transporter activity; ATP binding; ATP hydrolysis activity.